Messenger RNA from Carassius carassius (crucian carp), 2425 nucleotides. RefSeq names its product decorin-like. Bases 313 to 1425 code for a protein of 370 amino acids. NCBI's taxonomy places the organism in Eukaryota, Metazoa, Chordata, Actinopteri, Cypriniformes, Cyprinidae. Gene Ontology annotation, molecular function: protein binding. The record is from RefSeq and is a predicted model, not a curated record. The transcript is spliced from 8 exons.
GGGGAAGUUCUUCUCCAAUUGUCUCAUUUGAAAAGGACCAAGAAAUCAACCCCUCCCUCUCUCCUUUUCUUCCCUCCCUCCCUCCUUCUCUCCCUCCCUCCCUCCACUCGUCCUCUCUCUCUCCCUCUCUGUCCUUCUCUCCAUCCCCUCCCCCGUGACAGAGCACACCUGCCUGAUCUUGGCUGCAGGCGUCCACACAGCGAUUAUCCCUCGGCCUGCCGCGCUGCACAUCGGCUCCAGCCCCUCUCUGGAUUUGCGGAUCUUCGUCUGCAGCUCUACAAGCUCCUGUACGUGCAGGCCUCCAUUAGCAACAUGAAAUCGGCCUGUCUCUCCCUGCUUUUGGUGUCCGUUUGCUGGGCUCUGCCCUUCCGUCAGUCUGGCUUCAUGGACUUCAUGAUGGAGGACGAGCCGGGCUCAGGCUCUCCCAUGCCUCCAGUUCGUAAACCACCUGUUCAGACGCCUCCUCCAAUGCUACCCGAGGUACCUGAUGAACAUAUCUGCCCGUUCCGGUGCCAGUGCCAUCUGCGAGUGUCCCAGUGUUCUGAUCUAGGUUUGAAGAACGUUCCAGAAAAAAUUUCACUUGAUACCACUCUCCUGGAUUUGCAGAACAACAAGAUCUCAGAGAUCAAAGAAAACGACUUCAAAGGCCUGAAGAGUCUCCAAACACUCAUCCUGGUCAACAAUAAGAUCACCAUCAUUCAUGCCAAGGCCUUUUCUUCUCUGAUCAAUUUGGAGAGACUGUACCUGUCCAAGAAUCUCCUGAAGGAUGUUCCCGCUAACAUACCGAAAAGCCUGCAGGAGCUGCGCAUUCACGAGAACCAGAUUAACAAGAUAAAGAAGUCCUCCUUUGCCGGCAUGGCCAAUGUCAUCGUCAUGGAGCUUGGCUCUAACCCUCUGAGUAGCUCUGGAGUUGAUAAUGGUGCCUUUGCUGAUCUGAAGAGGGUUUCUUACAUCCGAAUUGCUGACACCAACAUCACUUCCAUUCCCAAAGGCCUGCCCAGCUCUCUUUUUGAACUUCACUUGGAUGGAAACAAAAUCACUAAAGUGACUGCAGACAGUCUGAAGGGCCUCAAGAACCUGUCCAAACUGGGUCUGAGCCACAAUGAGAUCAGCGUGGUGGAGAACGGCUCUCUGUCCAACAUGCCUCACCUGAGGGAACUUCACCUGGACAAUAACAUGCUGACUUCAGUCCCGUCCGGCCUGCCAGAACACAAAUAUAUUCAGGUGAUCUACCUUCACGCCAACAAGAUUGCUGCUGUGGGAACAGAGGACUUCUGCCCACCCGGCUAUAAUACAAAGAAGGCCAUGUACUCAGGCAUCAGCCUGUUCAGUAAUCCAGUGCCCUAUUGGGAGGUCCAGCCCAUCACCUUCCGCUGCGUCUUUGACCGCUCAGCCAUUCAACUGGGCAACUACAGAAAGAAAUAGAGCGUCCAAUCAGACAGCUUAGUCACUGUUUUCAUCCCGCCCCUUCCUGUCUGACCUAUUCCUUUCAAGCACAUAAUUUAGUCUGAAUCUCAUAUCUCCAAAUAAACUACAAUCCCAUCUUCAACAUGCAGAUUACUGGACAGAUAUUCAAAUAACCAAAUGCAUAUCAGUAUUGUAUUGAACGUACAGUAUUGCAUUGGAAGUGCAGAGGAGAACAGAAAAUGUAUGAUUUUGAAAAAUAAAGAAAGUAAAGCCAUGACCACUUAGAAUAUCCAAUAGCGCACAUCACCCAGAUAAUGAAAUGGUCUAGGUCACUUUGGAUCUUCUGGACCUAAGCCAUGUUCUUCUAUGUUCUUCGCUGGCCUGCAGAGCGGGCAGCAAGGGGUUAACACAUGUCAGCCAGUGCCAUUAACAAGAGCUUGUAUGCUAGAAUGUAUUCAGUUAUUACUUUCCGUGUAGCGCUAGUUCAGAUUGUGCUGUUAAAAGUAAAAAAAAAAAAAAAAAAAUCAUGCCUUUUCUCUCAUAAUCAAUUGAAGUGGGAGAAAACUGUUCAAGAUUCCCUUCGUCUCAAUUCAGAUGCUUCGGUGGCAUUUGUGUUCAUUAGUUUCCUCAGAUCCCAUCAGCUCUAGCCAGGUGAACAUAGCGCUUCGAGAUGUAGAAUAAACUAUGUUGUCUUUACGAUGAAUGCAAUUCCCGAACCUAUAGGCUACGCAUGCUUUUUCUACUCUGGUGACUGCCGUGUUAAAUGCGAGCUUGUACAUGUGUUUCUUUCCUCUAUUUUCGUGUUUAUUGGUCGUCUGUGUUUCAGUCUGGAAGGAUCGUGAGGGACACGGCAGACAUGGACACCUCCUGCUUUCAUGAGAGUCAUGAAUGUCUCUUGUAUAGACGCUGUAUAUAAAUGCUGUAUAAAAGAAUCCUAUCAAUGCUUUGAAGCACAAGCACUUACAGUAGUUUGGACUUUAAUAUAUCGGCAAUAAAGGUAAUCCCUUUCUUCUCUCUC